ACGAAAGCAUUCGAAUAAGUAGGCAUCAGGAGAUAGGGAACUAUUCGGUAUUCGGAAUAAGUAAAUUAGUUAAAAUUUUUUUUUUUGUAAAUAUAAGCCGAUGCAGAGCAUUAGUAGGAGAUUCUCGGGAUUAAGCAGCGGUCGAGGCCUGCUUGCCGCUGUUGCCUUUAAUAUUCCAUACGGUGUGAUCAACAGCAAUGCUGUUGCGUCCGACAAGUACCGGCUACAACUUAGAAGGCCCCUCAGACGGGCCAUGUGGCAUUCUACAACACGACACGGCCACGCUAUGGCCACGCAAAAUGUAAGUCGGAAGAAUCGGAAUCGUAGACUACUUGAGAGUAGAUUGAAGGCAGAUUUAAUGAAUGGUCAUAAAAGCGAGCAUAAUGGGGGUGUGAUUACAGCAGGUGCUCCUCCAAGCAACGGUUUUAUUCGAUGUCUGCUGCCAGUCACUUGGCACAGUUCUUCAAGAGUUCUGCCCUGCUACUCCCAACGCGGAUUUACUACCCUAUCUUCCAACCACAAUGAUAUGAACAUUAGCAUUGUACUGGGAAUAGGCUCACAGAAACAACAGGUUAUAGAUGAAUUCACAAAACUGGCUCAACGACUGCGCAGACUGGGCAGAAAAUAUUUGAUCAGAUGCAAGAAGCCAUCGGAAAAUUGGAGGACCCUCUAUAAGGUUGGCCACCAGGCUUGGCAUAUGGGAACAGCUAUGCUGUUUUUUAAUCAGGAUCAAAAGGCAGGCACGACGGCCUCUUCGAUGCGGCACUGGACAGACGACCUUUUGUCUUUACUCAAAAAGUCUCAUCCAGAGUAUGAAAUAGUGGAGAGAAGGGGCUCCAUCAAAAUCACGGGCCGUCAAAAAUGUGCCGAAAGAAAGAAGCGCACUGCGAGAGUUGCCGAGAACGCACGGAUCGACACAAGAGACUGUAACACCGAGAUUAAGGAGAAACCGGAAGGUCGUUAAUCGAUUUGACAAACUUCCUACUUAUAGCAGGCAAUUAAUUUAAAAUUAUUUUAAAAAUUAGGACAAUAAAUAUUGUUUGAAAAAUGUUGAGAUUUUCAUGGCGGCAGUUGUUGCGACUAGAGAGCGCGUCCAUCAAGCGCUACUCAACUGCCAACUGUGUGGUGGACGUCGACGAAUGUGCCAAGCAGAGCUGCGAGCUGGUUGAUCAAGCUGCAGAGUUACUGAUGGAGGCGAAUAAAAAGAUUCGAGUAUUCGAAGCCAAAACGAGCAAUCAGGACUUGGUAACAGCCACAGACCGUCAAAUUGAGAAUUUGUUGGUAAAGGGCCUGAGGCGAGAGUUUCCAGAUCAUGUCUACAUUGGGGAGGAGGGCACCUCUGGCGCCUCGACGGGACGCAAACUAACAAAUGAGCCCACCUGGAUCAUUGAUCCCAUUGAUGGCACCAUGAACUUUGUGCACGGCUUUCACUACAGCUGCAUCUCAUUGGGCUUCUGGCUGAACAAGCAGCCAGAGUUAGCGAUAUGCUCGUGCCCAGUAUUGCAACUCAAGUUGACAGCUCGUCGCAAUUGUGGCUGCUAUUUGAAUGGUCGCCGAAUACGCACCAGCGGGCAGACAGAGCUGAGCCGUGCGCUGAUCAUGCACGAGCUGCAUGCCUUGAACAUGACGGACGAUCACAAGGACAAGCUGUGGGCGAUUACAGUCGACCUUUAUCGCACUGCUCAAGCCAUACGCAGCACGGGCUCUGGUGUAAUGGAUCAGGUGCUGGUGGCCAUGGGCGCUGCCGAUGGGUACGUGGAGUUUUUGCCCCAUUGCUGGGAUAUAGCAGCGGGCACGUUGCUCGUGCGUGAAGCAGGCGGCGUAGUCAUGGAUCCAGCUGGAGGCGAGGUCGAUAUUAUGUCCAGGCGUGUCCUGGCCGCAGCAACGCCCCAGCUGGGCUGCCGAAUGGUCCAGGUGCUAGCUGCCAAUCAGAUAUAUCAUAAACGAGAUGAUGAGCUUUAGAUGGCAUGGGGCCAAAU
This is a messenger RNA of Drosophila hydei, 1979 nucleotides long. RefSeq names its product inositol monophosphatase 1-like. Gene Ontology annotation, molecular function: inositol monophosphate 1-phosphatase activity. The coding region runs from base 1048 to 1962 and encodes 304 amino acids. The transcript is spliced from 5 exons. Gene Ontology annotation, biological process: signal transduction; phosphatidylinositol phosphate biosynthetic process; inositol metabolic process. The record is from RefSeq and is a predicted model, not a curated record. Lineage: Eukaryota; Metazoa; Arthropoda; Insecta; Diptera; Drosophilidae.